Pocillopora meandrina is the source of this 5393-nucleotide messenger RNA. NCBI's taxonomy places the organism in Eukaryota, Metazoa, Cnidaria, Anthozoa, Scleractinia, Pocilloporidae. The record is from the annotation of a GenBank genome assembly.
CCGCGGGAUUUUGAUGAUGGGCUUAACAAUUAACCGUAUUUCUAACUUUUCACGAGUGUAAAGCCUGCCGUCAUCAAAACAAAUGUUUCCAUUGCAAUCCUCACAAAUGCAAAUACUUUGAAAAAAUAAAACGUGUGCGAACGAGAAGCAGCAUUCACGAAAACUAUGUUACAAGUUAACAAAGGAGUGAUCUAUAACUGCAGUGUCACGGUGAAGAGGGAAAAAAAUAGACUGACUCCUGUUACCUCGAAGUGGUUUUACUAGAUGAAUCAUUGUUUCUGGAUCGACAAAAAAGUGCACAAUCAACAACUUGCUCUUGUGGGAAAUUACUUCUUACGGAGGCAAUUACCGGGAUAUUAUUCUCAUGUAAAUGUUGUUGUUUUUACGCUUCAACGAGUUCUUUGUGACGAAGUUAGUGGCUAAUAUAAUUUUAGAUGCAAAAGCCUUAUAGAACAUUCCUGACAGCGAAAGAGGCACGCAGUUUGCUGGUAAACUCUUUGCAAACAUGGAUCCCGCGGUAUCUGAAGAACAUUUGAAAAAAUGUCGCUGGAUCAGGGUUAAUUGGGCUUGGACCAAAAUCGGCAACACAAACCUUGGAAUCUUCUUGAGGUUCAACCCAGUAGUGAGUAUUUUGUCGUCCUUUAUAAUAUGGGGCUUCGUUAUUUGGUGCAUUGUCGAGUCAGAAGCGGCGAACUUAGAGAUGGGAAGAUGGAAGAUCUGGAUCACGGAGAAAUUCACUUGGAUGUACAUCGGAACUCAGGACAUUUGGGCUGUGAUCAUCAUAAUGCUGUACUUCUCUAAGUUCGCCAACAUGAAGCUGGGAAGAGAUGAUGAAGAGCCCGAGUUCAGUGACGCAUCCUACUUUACGAUGUUGUUUGCGGCUGGUAUCGGAAUUGGCUUAUUCUUCUUUGGAGUUGGUAAGUCAGAAAUAAACAUCAAUAUUUUACGUUUCACACAAUGCAAAUAAAACGCUUGCAGCAUAAUCGAGGAAUAUCACUGCGUAAAGCCUUCCACCUAACGACGUUUCUGGAUAGUUUGAACGCUUCAGUGGCUCACUUGGAGCUAAAAGUGUAAAAACUUUAAGAUAAGUAUUUUCUGACACGGAUGUUUUCCGAUGCCUUUACAAUUUUUUAGAUUUUUCAGUCGCGAAUUAUCCCAAGACAUAGUUUUAAACACAAAAAAACGAAACUUUUGGCUCACUCAACCAUUUUUUGCUUUUGCUCUUAUUGUUGUUGUUGAUGUUGUUUUUUUUUCAAUGUCUUAGCUCUUUUUCGAUGAUCGGUAAACCUUUGGAAACCAAGGGUUGCAUUACCAAUUGUAUUAUAAGACUAAUGGCAAACAACUUAGAUACUGUAUGUCAGUGAACAUUUGAACUCCGCAGAUCAUGGUUGAGGAGUUGGUUUUUCUUUCGAGGCCUUACGUUGUGCGAAAAAUGUGUGAUGCUACAUACAACUGUCUCAGCUAAUUAUAGCAAGAAAGCACAUCCACGAAAAAACUGCCGAAAAAAGUAAUAUAAUAGUGGAAGUAACGUAGGUUAGAUCUAUUUGCACCCUACGUCAUUUGUAUUUUCUUUCGUACCAGCACUUAAGUACUUUUUCAGAACAAAAUUCUUUCAGAAGUUUUUAGCGGUAUGAUUGUAAAUUACAUUGUUUUGGAAAAAAACGGGCUGAAGGGUUAGCUGUGAGAGCAAUGGACUGAAAUUUGUGACCUGUAGCUGUUUGGGUUUCGACUCAGGAGGCAAUCAACGGACAGUUUGUCGUAGUGAUCGUGAUUUGCCUUUAAAGAGUAAAUUAUUAAAUCUUUUGACUUUGGAAGACUGAAUAAUGUUUGCAUCCACAAGCUGUGAGUUUUAUCUUCAUUGUUUCCUUUGCUUAUUCCUCUCCGUUGUUAAAGAUUCAAGUGUUCAUCACACGUAAGUGCGUGUGAUUUUCAUUAUACGUCGUAAUAUCUGAAGUGUCUGUAGUGUCGGUAGGUAACAAGAGGAAGAAUUUCAACGAUAAUUUCCUUUGAUCAUUUUUACGUAGUUACACUUGUUGAAACAACUGGAAAACAAUAUCAAUUGCAUCCUGGUAUUUCUUUGAGUGGUAGCUACCUGCUGGUGAGAGAAAUAUCUAGAAUACCUCUAGCCCACGCGAAUGACGUUGUGAUUUUCAUGUAGAUUCGAGGAUUGAAUACUUAACGUCAAAACGCACGAUAGUUCCUUGGUGUGUGAACGUUCACUGUUGCGAUCUCUGCCCAGACAAACCAUUUAGAAAGAUUCGUGAAGAAGACUUUAUCAUUUGGUCUUUGAAGUACUUUACUAUUAAAAGGUCUCUUGCCUCUUUGUUUCGCCGCAGCAUGACAGAGAGCUUUACUUUCCAACUUGUUAUUCGAUUGGUUGCUUGGUAAUGUGCGUUAAUUACAUUGAGAAAGAAGUCAAUCCUUUGUUCUGCGUAAACACAACGGUUCAGUAGCUUGUCAUCAUUACACAUUCGAUUGAUUCCACCAGCAGCUGAAAGGAGAAAAAUAUUGGCCUUUCGUAUGAUCAUUCUAGCGUAAAGCCAAUUUUUUAAAAGUCAGCUUUGUAAGACGUGCAGAGGCAUGCACGCUCAGCUUUUUUUUGAACCUCUCAUAUAAGGCCAUGUGUGAUCGUUACGAUACAAGUCAGGGGAAAUAGGGCUUUGAAACUCUGAGGUCCAAAUCAAGGACGAUUACGUACAACUUUUGAUCGAAUGGAUUUCCGUUUCAUACACUUAGAACAAAAACAGUGUCCCUUUUCGUCCCCGUGAAAGAGACAAGAAGGACAAAAGACCAACUUUGAUCAUCCGAAAUUUUUUUGCCUGAGUAACCUUUACAAAUCGAGGAUGCUUCGUACAACUUUUGACCGAAUGGAUUUCCGUUUCAUACACUUAGAACACAAACAGUGUCCCUUUUCGUCCACGUAAAAGAGACAAAAAGGACAGAAGACGCACUUUGAUCAUCAGAAAAUUUUUUGCUUCAGUAACCUCUAAGAUGCCACGAGACCAUGAUCAUUUGAAAAUACCGACCCCACUCAUGGAUUCUUUACUAGAGUCUUCGGAAAGCAUAGUAUUCCUAAUCUUCUCUGUAUACCUGAAGUCAGAUCAUCGAAUAAGUAGUCUUUUGAAUAAUAACCUGUAAUCAUGGCCAAAAGUCAUGAGACAAGUAAGCAAAAACAUAUGCAAAUAAUUUAUCUUUUCUGUUUUCUAAAUUGUACAUUCCCCUUAUCCCUUUCAGUUUCAGGGUUUUAGUUCCUAUGUAUUCAUUCGCCUAAUUGUUCUCCUCUUUUUCACUUUUUCAGCCGAGCCAAUAUAUCAUUAUGUCCCAGGGGUGGAUGGAAAUCGUUAUUACAAGAGGUAAGCUUUGACACAUGGACUUGACUGUCAUAGACGGGUGCCCAUACAAAAGUUGACUCUCAAAAUUAAGUCGCCAUGCUUUAACCCUACAAGAAGCGACAUGCUGACAAACUGUAAUUAGGACUAGAAUUAAGGCUAGUAGACAGUUUAUUAAACUUAUUCAUUGGCAAGGUUUACUCAAAAGAGAAUCCGUUGUUGGGUGUCUGGCAUAAAUGAGACUAAAAUUAACAGGUUUUAUAUUUAUAAAGUAAUUCUGACUGUUAUGUUUUUUUUAAAAAUUUGUUUCUUUUGUCAAGGUACACAGACAAUCAACAGGCACAAGAUGCGAUGAACCUGACGUUCUUUCACUGGGGAAUCCAUGGAUGGAUUGUGUAUGUGGUUGUCGGUCUGCUUUUGGCUUUCGUGUGCUACAGGCAAGGCCUCCCCAUGACCAUCCGCUCCUGCUUCUACCCACUGAUCGGAGACAAGGUAUACGGGUGGAUGGGCGAUGUCAUCGACAUCCUUUCCGUCGUGGGUACUAUGUUUGGUGUUUGUACAAGUCUGGGCUUAGGUGCCAUGCAACUUAACACUGGCAUCCAUCGUAUCAACAAAGACAUCGAAUUGUCAUCUAUCAACCAGAUCAUAAUAAUUUGGUGUGUCACUGCUUGCGCUACCGUGUCGGUGAUCACUGGUCUGAAGCUUGGAAUCAGGCGACUGAGUGAGCUCUGCUUCUCCAUCGGCAUGCUCCUCAUGCUUGUUGUCUUCUUUUACGAUGACACAUGGUACCUCCUGAACUUGUACGUGCAGAGUACCGGCUACUACUUUCAGUGGAUAAUACAGCUGGGCUUUCACACGGAUGCUUUCGCACAAAUGGGAAAUUCCCAGGAUAAGAGGGAAGUUGUCUCGUGGAUGAACGACUGGACCAUCUUCUACUGGGGAUGGUGGAUCGCCUGGAGUCCUUUCGUGGGAAUGUUUAUCGCCAAAAUCUCCCGAGGACGUACGAUCAAGCAGUUUAUCAAUGCUACCAUGACAGCGCCCAUCCUGUACUCAUUCUUGUGGCUGACGAUCUUCGGCGGAGCUGGAAUUAGGAUGGAACGAAGAGCUUUUCACGCGAACAUCAGCUGCACGUCCGCUCUGGGGGGUGAAAAGUCUACUGAAUCCGACAAUGGCCUCUUCCGUUUGUCCUGCCGCACAACUGAUGAGAUGUGGUUUGAUUUGAUGGAACAGUAUGGUGACAUUGGCCCAGUGUUGUCCAUAGUUUCUCUGGCUGGCAUCAUCCUUUAUUUCGUGACGAGUUCUGACAGUGGAUCUCUAGUUAUUGACUGUCUCUCUGCAAAUGGUGAUCCAGAUCCCCCAAUCAUUCAGCGUAUCUUCUGGGCUCUUACUGAGGGCGCUACAGCCACAGCCCUCCUGUACGCAGGGGGUACGAAAGCUCUAACAGCAUUGCAGACCGUUUCCAUAGCAGCCGGUGUCCCUUAUACCAUACUGCUGUGUUUCAUGUGCAUUGCCUUAUGGCGCGCUGUCCAAAUCGAAGGUGGAGCCCUGGAUCCCAAUGGCCCAGAAUUUUCUGUCGACCUUCUAGAGGUGUUCAGUAGCCCCACACUCGAGAUGGUCAAAAGCACCAUCAUCGCCAUAUUUUUUCCGUGGUUCCCAAUGGGGCGUGCUGCACACAGGCUGAACGACUGCAAGGGAAGUCCAGUGCCAUACAUGUUGUCCUUGGCUAUUCCGUUCUACUUGUGGGUCCUUGGCAUGGCCCUCGAACCAGCCGUCGAGGGGAUCAGUUACCUUGCCUGGGCAGUGUUAUUUGCAUUUUUCGCGUAUGGCUCUGGAAUCCGCCUGGGCAUACGAGAGAGGUAUGGAAUCAACGGCAACAUGGUGGAGGACUUCUUUGCUGUGAUGCUGUUGUACCCUUUUGCAGCUUACCAAAUGGAUCACCACAUGAGCAAUCCACCCAUGUACUUGGGAGAAAAUGGCUUGGAAAAAUAUGGCCGCGAUAAAGGUGCUGUAUACGAGAACCAGGGAGCUGACGUUCCGUUAGAGAAAGUGGAGACUGCUUUUUAA